AAAAAAAUAUUGUGGACCGAGAAGCAGGGAAACUAGGAAAAGGUAAUAUUAAGGAGGAAAAGGGGGGUGAAUAUCCACUUUUGGCAAACAAACAAAAAUAUGCUAUUAGUGCUUUAAUGAUAUCGUUGGAAAAUACUUUGGGGAUUUCACAUGAAUUUUAUAACAUUGAAGGUGAACGUUUUUAUGCAAUAAAGCCAAUGAAAGAAUAUCAGGAGGGCAAAAGUCUGGCCGAAUUAAGAGAAAAUUGA
Molecule: messenger RNA, 248 nt
Organism: Racocetra fulgida
Lineage: Eukaryota; Fungi; Glomeromycota; Glomeromycetes; Diversisporales; Gigasporaceae
Source: the annotation of a GenBank genome assembly